This is a messenger RNA of Gaeumannomyces tritici R3-111a-1, 2993 nucleotides long. RefSeq names its product homeoprotein. The record is from RefSeq and is a predicted model, not a curated record. Lineage: Eukaryota; Fungi; Ascomycota; Sordariomycetes; Magnaporthales; Magnaporthaceae. The coding region runs from base 679 to 2556 and encodes 625 amino acids. Gene Ontology annotation, molecular function: RNA polymerase II cis-regulatory region sequence-specific DNA binding; DNA-binding transcription factor activity, RNA polymerase II-specific. Gene Ontology annotation, biological process: regulation of transcription by RNA polymerase II; cell differentiation. The transcript is spliced from 3 exons.
UCCCAGCCGUGAUCGCCAGUCUCCCGCUUAUCCCGAGACGCCGUCUUCCCCUCCCACUCCUCCUUUUUCCCUUCGCCUCUUCUUUUUCUUCUCACCGCAGUCAUUCCCUUGGAAACCCAUUAAUCCCACCUUUUGAGCCCAUUCGGAACCCGUCACUCAUUCCGGGCGUCCAUUACCUUCCUUUGGCUUAACCAGCUUGACGACUAUCUCUUUUCGAGGUUCCACCCUCACGCGAGCCGGCCCCCGGUAGUCGACGUAGUCCUUCGAACCUGCCCCAUAGACCUCGCUCCUCAAGGCAAGGACCACGCUCCUUCAGCACGUUCCCUAGCAUCACCAUUGAGCCUUGAGCCUGAGCUUGAGCCUCUUGAUCGGCGGUCGACGACUUCGCGUAGCUGCUGGGACCCGACCCUUCCCGCCCACGCCACGACCGAUCAAACCCCGAAGCAUAUAACCCAACCAUCCUUAUCAACAUCUACACCAACACGCUCGAUUUGCUGGAUCUCUCGAGGCUUAAUCGGUUGAUAUUGUGUGCCUGUAUCCCAUCUUUCGGGGGAUCUCUCAUCAUCUUCCUCACCGUUCCGUCUUGGAAGGACGCUGUCGGCACACAGCAUCCGCACUGCAGUUUCGCGGUACUCUCUCCAAUCCGCCACCCAUUACAUCCUCCUCGACGCGCCCGAAAUGGCCACCGAGGUCGACAUGCCGCUGGGCGUUCACUCGCUCGGUGAGCUGGACCCCAUCAAGAUCGAGGACGCCAACAACGGCGGGGACUCGUCCACCCCCACCCCCGUCUCGGCCAUACACAACAAGUCCAACCAGACACCGUCGCCCUCGGCCUCGGGCUCGACCCCUCAGUCCUCUGCCUCUCGCCGCCCGCCGCGCAAGAGCACCCUGACUCAGCAGCAGAAGAAUCAGAAGCGCCAGCGCGCCACUCAGGAUCAGCUGACAACCCUGGAGAUGGAGUUCAACAAGAACCCUACCCCCGCAGCCCUGGUUCGCGAGAGGAUCGCUGAGGAGAUCAACAUGACCGAGAGGUCUGUUCAGAUCUGGUUCCAGAACAGGCGCGCCAAGAUAAAGCUGAUGGCCAAGAAGAGUCUCGAGACUGGCGAGGACAUCGACAGCAUCCCCGAGUCGAUGCGCGCUUACCUGGCGAUGCAGGCCAUGGAGUCCGGCAAGGGCUUCCCCGGUGCCUUCCUCGGACGCGGAAUGAUGCCCUAUGGCCAGAGCAGCAUGCUCAUGCCUGGGGAGCAGGGAGGCCCGAGCAAAGUUUUGAUCCACCAUCUGACCUGCCGCUCUCUGAGCAUCGGCAAGUGGACGCGUGUUGGCCAGAACACGAUGGACCUGAUCGUCUUCUACUCGCCUGACAAGUGCACCAUGACGUACUACAUCAACAACGAGCAGGCCGGGUACAAGAUCGAGUACCACUUCUCGUGCAUCAAGACCAUCACCGUCGAGAACAGCGACGACCCAAACAAGUUCGGUGGCAUCAUCAUCGAGCUCAACAGGCCGCCCAGCUUCUUCAUGGAUCAAUCCCCAACCUCGAACGGCUUCUUCCAAUGCGGUGACUUCACCGAGGACCAGCAGGCGUCUCAGUGCAUGGUUCACCACCUCGGAGGCAACCCCAAGGUCCUCAGCGGCCAGCUCGCCAAGCUGGUCUCGCUCGAGUCCUUCAUGAACCGCCACAACCCGAUGCAGUUCGCCGACCCCAUGGCCCACCAGAUGCCCGUGUCCGCGCCUGUCUCGCCGACCAACCGCCCGUCCUCGCAGCCCAACUUUGCCCAGCCCCAUGUCGGCAUGUUCCAGGAGUCCCAGUGGGGCAUCACUGGUAUUCAUCCCGGCAUGCGUGGCCCGGGCCACAAGAGGCAGCGUAGUCGGUCCGUGCCGCUCGCCGUCGACUUCUCCAUGCUGCAGACCCCCAUGCCCUCAUUUUACAUCCAGCACCCGGGCGAGUCGCAGCCCCAGCCCCACAGCCCCGGAAUCUUCUCGCCUGUUCCGCAGACGCCGCAUGCCAUGUCUCCGGCAGGACCUGGCCUCCGCAUCGACACACAGGCCGGCUUCGGCUUGGACAUGCGCCAAUACCCCAUGUCGGCAACCACGGCCCCGUCUCCCUCCGAGUACAACAGCCCCGGAUUCUUCUCGCAGGCUCCCGAGAACACGCCGCUGCCGGCAUCGAGCUUCAACACGCCGUACAGCAGCACUUUCCUGUCGCCCAUGAUGAACGCUACGAACCUCUCGAUUCCCCAGUCCGUCUCACCAAUUUCUUUUGGGAGCGCCGACCCGGCCAUCGUCGACCAAUCGCCCCCGCUAGGCAUGCUGGGCCGCAGCUCCUCUGCCGACAUCUACCCGAUGCAGGGCGAUUCAUCAGCCAUUUCGGACGACGGCAGCGGCCUGAACGAGAUGUACUCCAAGCACACGCUCAACCUGCCCAUGCACCCACAUUCGCCCGCCUUUGCCGAGCAUAGCCAAGCAGAUAUGGACAUGAACCAGCUUGUGCACUUCGACCACGUUGACCCUUCCAGCCUCUCACCCGAGAGCGUCCACCACGGCGCUCCCCAGUAAGAAGAUGAGAGGGCUCGAACGGUGAGGGCGCGUUGCCAACAACAGGGCCCUUUUUUUAUGAUGAGCUUUCUCACUCUGCGCUCAUGGUGCCCGGUGCGACAUGUGGUUGGUGGUGAUGGAUUUGGACAGGAUAUGACAUAUAUACCCAUCUGGCGCUUUUAUACAACGGGGACAGGUUCUGGACCUUUCUUAUUUUUCCUUGUCUCUGCUAUUGUCUUUCCCAAUUUUUCUCAUCUCUUUGGCUGCGGCUCAAAAAUCUUUAGCGUUCUUGGUUCUCCUUGGCUGUCGCAUCGGCCGCUUGUUGGUCACUCCCCGCCCUCCCAUACACCAAGUCGCCGCCCACCCAGGUGUGGUCCUGUUCGCCGUGUGUGUAUAGGGGCGCCCUGGGUCAUCAUGUUUCCGCGUUUCUUUACGUCUUAUCUGUUUGCAUGAUUUUC